AUGGAAGCCGAAAGAUCCGAUUGGCGAGACGAUGGAGCACAAAAAAUGAGGUUGCAGCAACAUGGCAAGGCUCUGAUUGAGCACAAAAAGUUCUGGUUGGCUGCUGCUGAAAAAUUAAGGUGGCAAUUCUGGGGGAUCGGCAGUGACGAUUUAGAGGAGGUCGCUACAGGGCUUGACCCGGUGUCGGUUGGCCAAGAAGUCUUGACGGGCCUUCUCGACCUCUUCCCGGAGCUCCGGCGUGCCGUAAUCCGGGUCGAACUCCCAAGUUUGCCGGCCCACAUAGUUGUUGGUGCUAUGGAGAUAAGGGCUGUCAACCCCUUCUGCAAUCUUUAA
Messenger RNA from Striga asiatica, 333 nucleotides. The record is from the annotation of a GenBank genome assembly. Lineage: Eukaryota; Viridiplantae; Streptophyta; Magnoliopsida; Lamiales; Orobanchaceae.